CGUUUAGUUCUCGUAGUAAUAUUUUGUUGCUGUUGUUAAACAGAUGUUUGAAACUUUUUUCAGAAUUAAAUUUUCAUUUUCAUUCUUUUCUUCAACAUUCUCUUUUUUUGUCUGGACGUAAUAUUGUCAUACAGAUAGAAAAGAAAAAUCAAUAUAAACAAAACACAAGCUAUACAAAUUUGUUAUGCGUUCCUAAGACGCAAUAAGCGCGAUAUGAAACCAUAACGACAAUUAUAGAAACUACCAAUUUAAUUUUUUAAACGAAAAAUCAAUAAAAGUUUUCGCAACCUGAUUCCAGUUCAGAUUUAUCCAUUGGACGUACACGAACCACAACUCGAACAUUUUCGAUUUCAUCAUCAUUUUCGCUUGAGUGUGUGUUAUUUUCAUCUUCUUCCUUCGAGAAAUUUAAUUGAACUGAUAGUGUUGAAGGUUCGCAAUCGAUUUGACACGACUAUAACGGCUGAAAGUAGUGAGGAAUUCCAAACGGUAAACAACAAUUAUUGAAAAAUGAACGUACAAGAAACUACGGAUGAAUGGAGUCUUUUACGAGACGUAUAUAAGAUGUUGGAGGAUGCAAAUAUAUUAAAUCCAAAGACCUCAACGCCAAUAGUGAAUUUUAAGUUUCCCGACGAACUGAUGAAUGUUCUAGAUUUUAAAAUCCCUGAUGAUGGAACCAAUUUAAAGGAAAUUCGAAAAUUUUGCGAAUUAGUCAUACAAUAUUCGCUGAAAACGUCUCAUCCACAAUUUCAUAAUCAAUUAUUUGGGGCAGUGGAUCCUUACGGUUUGGCAGGAAGUUGGAUAACAGAUGCGUUGAAUACCAGUCAGUACACAUUUGAAGUGGCUCCCGUCUUCACGUUAAUGGAAAAUGAAGUCAUACGAACUUUUUGUAAACUUUUCGGCUUUGAAAAUGGUGACGGCAUUUUUUCUCCUGGGGGAUCACUAUCGAACAUGUAUGGAAUGGUUUCAGCGAGAUAUAAAUUAAUACCGAAUGUCAAAUCGACUGGAUGUUUUGGGAUGCGUCCAAUCGUCGCAUUCACUUCUGAUCAAUCGCAUUAUAGUAUUAAGAAGGCGAUUCACUGGCUCGGUAUCGGAAUAGACAAUCUGAUUGUUGUGAAAACUGAUGAAAAAGGACGUAUGGAAGUGGAUGACCUAAUUGAGAACAUUGAAAAUGUACUACUGAGUAAUCGUCAGCCUUUCUUUGUUAACGCUACCGCAGGGACUACAGUUUUGGGUGCUUUCGAUAAUCUGAAUGCCAUUGCUGACGUGUGUGAAAAAUAUAACAUAUGGUUGCACGUGGAUGCAUGUCUUGGAGGAAGUUCAAUAUUCUCUAAAAAACAUAAGCACCUUCUGGACGGAAUUCACCGUGCUGAUUCGAUUGCAUUUAAUCCGCAUAAAAGUCUGGGGGUUCCGUUGCAAUGUUCAAUGUACUUGACAAAAGAAAAUGGAUUUCUACAUAAAUGCAAUUCAGCGAAUGCCGAUUAUCUUUUUCAGCAGGAUAAAUUUUAUGAUGUUUCAUACGACACCGGAGAUAAAAGCGUUCAAUGUGGAAGAAAAGUGGAUGUUUUCAAGUUUUGGUUAAUGCUAAAAGCACGUGGAAUAUCUGGAUUUGAACGCUUGUUUGACAACUGUAUGGAAAAGGCCAACUAUUUAGAACAACAGCUAUCAAAACGUUCUGCAUUCCGCUUGGUCAUGAGCAAUUUUCAAUAUACAAACGUUUCGUUUUGGUAUGUUCCACAAGCGUUGCGCAUGAAAACGGAGAAUGAAAGCUGGUGGAGUGAGGUCUAUAAUAUUGUGCCAAAAAUCAAGGAAGCAAUGAUACGAAAUGGCACUGUAAUGGUUAAUUAUGCACCUUUGCCAUCGAAAAAUAUUGGCAAUUUCUUCCGAAUGACAUUAACAUGUUUUCCGGCUCCAACAGAAGCUACAAUCGAUAAUCUACUUAACGAGAUUGAAAAAAUUGGACAAAUGAACGAAAAUUACUGAAUAGUUAUUCUUUAUUAGUUGUAUUAUUUUUAUUAUUGUAUUACUUUAAUGACAAUUCUCUGGCCGAAACGAAAGAAGAAACUAUUUUAAAAAUGUAUAAGUUUAUAUUUUGGCUCAAUAUGAGCUACAACAAAAGAAGUUGACAUUUGUCACAUAUUCUACGUAUCAUAGAUUCUUAAUACAUCAAAUACUUCUAAAAAAUUGUUUUAAAAUGUAGAAAUUGGAUGGCAUAAAUUAUUAUCUUUGUUAGACGAAUACUCUAUUUCAUUAAACAAAUAAAGCAACUAUGUUGCAUCUUAAGUAG
Messenger RNA from Contarinia nasturtii (swede midge), 2284 nucleotides. Its product is annotated as cysteine sulfinic acid decarboxylase. The record is from RefSeq and is a predicted model, not a curated record. The transcript has 9 exons. Gene Ontology annotation, molecular function: pyridoxal phosphate binding; carboxy-lyase activity. NCBI's taxonomy places the organism in Eukaryota, Metazoa, Arthropoda, Insecta, Diptera, Cecidomyiidae. Gene Ontology annotation, biological process: carboxylic acid metabolic process. The coding region runs from base 508 to 1980 and encodes 490 amino acids. Gene Ontology annotation, cellular component: cytoplasm.